This is a messenger RNA of Silurus meridionalis, 4020 nucleotides long. RefSeq names its product arrestin domain containing 3a (gene arrdc3a). The transcript has 8 exons. The record is from RefSeq and is a predicted model, not a curated record. Gene Ontology annotation, biological process: protein transport. Bases 263 to 1507 code for a protein of 414 amino acids. Gene Ontology annotation, cellular component: cytoplasm. NCBI's taxonomy places the organism in Eukaryota, Metazoa, Chordata, Actinopteri, Siluriformes, Siluridae.
GUCGCUUAAAGUGAGCAGGGCGACGGAAACUCGACUGUCUUUCGCCCAAGCGGAGCUCGAGUCAGUGCUGAGCCACGAUAACAGCAUCAUCUGCUGUUAUUCAGCUCUCGCACACAAAUGACACGCAACGGUGUCGGGACGUGCUUUUUUCAUACGAAAUUAUUUUCAUAGACCUUUCGUUUUUACACAAUUUUGUAUAUUAUAUAUAUAUUUUGGUCGUCCUUCCUCUUUCUUCCACCAUCUCCCCUUAUUUCUUGCCGCCAUGGUGCUAGGAAAAGUGAAGAGUUUCGUCGUGAGCUACGACUGUCUCAAUGACAGCAACGUUCCCGUUUUCUCCAGCGGGGACAGCGUCUCAGGAAGAGUCGUCAUCGAAGUGACCGGCGAGAUCCGCGUCCGGUCCCUGAAGAUCCACGCCAAGGGCUUCGCGAAGGUGCGCUGGACUGAAUCGCGAAACGCUGGUUCCAACACUGCCUACACGCAAAACUACACCGAGGAAGUGGAGUAUCUCAAUCACAAAGAUAUCCUCAUCGGUCAUGGAAGAGAUGACGAUAACUCUGAGGAAGGUCUCACCACCAUUCAUUCAGGAAGACACGAGUAUGCAUUUAGCUUUGAGCUUCCACAAACACCUUUGGCUACCUCUUUCGAAGGGAAGCAUGGGAGUGUGCGCUACUGGGUGAAAGCCGAGCUGCAUAGACCAUGGCUUCUGCCCAUGAAGACCAAGAAAGAGUUCACUGUUUUCGAACACAUCGACAUAAACACUCCCCUCCUGCUGUCUCCACAGGCAGGCACAAAAGACAAGACACUAUGCUGCUGGUUCUGCACCUCAGGUCCCAUCUCCCUAAGUGCCAAAAUUGAAAGGAAGGGUUACACCCCAGGAGAAUCGAUUCAGAUCUUCGCAGAGAUUGAGAACUGCUCCUCGCGCAUGGUCGUGCCAAAGGCUGCCAUCUACCAAACUCAGACCUUCUUUGCCAAAGGGAAGAUGAAGGAGAUCAAGCAUCUGGUGGCCAACAUCCGCGGGGAGUCGCUGUCUUCUGGCAAGACAGAGACAUGGAACGGAAAGUUGCUGAAGAUCCCACCUGUGUCACCGUCCAUCUUGGACUGCAGCAUCAUUCGAGUGGAGUAUUCACUCAUGGUUUACGUGGACAUUCCAGGAGCAAUGAACCUGUCCCUCAACCUGCCUCUAGUGAUCGGGACUAUCCCUCUUCACCCAUUUGGUAGUCGCACAUCAUCUGUCAGCAGCCAGUGUAGCAUGACCAUGAACUGGCUAGGCAUGAGUCUCCCAGAGAGACCUGAAGCUCCCCCAGCUUAUGCAGAAGUAGUCACUGCAGAACAGAGACAAACCUGCCUGGAAGUGUCUUCAGGCCGUGAAGACUUUGAUGGCCCACUGUUUGCCUACAUCCAAGAAUUCCGCUUCCAGCCUCCUCCUCCAUAUUCUGAGAUCGAUCCCAAUCCAGAUCAAACCAGACAGCCAGAGGAGGAGAGGCCUGACACAUGCCCAUCACGCUGAAUAGCUCAUAGCACCAGCUCAGAGAAGCUGUUCAUUUCAAACUUUCGUCUUUCGUUUUUUUUUCUCUCGGCGACAACGAGUGCAGUUGCGCUGCUGUCAAUGCCGAGCGAAAAUAAACAUGCAGGAGGAAGGACAAUAAAGAGCAGGAAGUUGCUGCCGUGUCACUUCAUUCCUGCCACAGGGAAGUGUGUGUUCACAAUGCACGUCUGUGUCAAUCCCUGUGGACAGAUGCACCUGAUUGGACUGAGACGCCAGGAUUUAAUCAGUUUAAUUUCUGUUGUCCUCAUGCUUCGCUCUGUAACCAUGGCACAAAGUAAGGUUGUGUAGCACAGAGCUACCUGGAGACAGACAAAUAUGCAGAGGAUACACUCUAGCCACCACCUGCAGUACAAAGGAGAGAAAACUAGAAUCUCUUGCUUCUGUUGUGGAUGUUGUUUUGCACAUCUUUUUUUUUUCCGCUUGAGUUGUAAGGCUCAGAUUUUGAAAAAAUCACUAAUUGUUCUGUUUUUCACUGUUUUGGUCUAAUAUGACUAAAUGAUCGCAGGCUUGAUUUGCUUUAUACGCACAUCUUGCAGAGAAUAGAUUCAGAGACAAACAUCUGAAUGAAAUUCAAUGAGAUUUUGCUCUGAUCUAGUUUCAGAAGGGUUUAUUUUUUAUUAUUAUUACGUUUCCUCCUAAGGACAUGCAGAUGACAAACUGCACCCUGCAGCAUGCACCACCUGAAAAGCCCUUCAGGCCUGGCAUUGUUGCCUGUGUGACUUUUCUGUUUUUUUCUCCCGUUCACACUGACACCAUCUAUAUGUUUUUAAACAUAGAAUGCCUUCAAGCCAACCCCUGUUUGGGGAUUAUGCUUUAGCGCAUGUUUUGUGGUAGAGAACAGAAGACAUUUGCCACUCGCAUGUGUAGGCAGAGCGGAGAGAUAAAACAGGGUGGAACCCAGCAGUUUCGCCUGCAAAUGGCCUGAACAGUUUGUUGCCUUUCUAUUUGUAGUGUAACGCAGUGCAGGCUUCUAUAUAGUACUGCCUAAAAAGCACUCAGUCUCAGGAGAACUUCUCACUUGCCAAAAUGUUGGAAACAAAAAAAAUGUAUGUUUUAAUUGCACUGUUUGAAAGCAAAAAAAUAAAAAUGUAGGUGAGACAAAAAAAAAAGUAGAUUAGAUUAACAGAACAGAGAAGACAAUGCACAAGGCAGCUUUCUAAGACGAACGACAUUCCCUUUUUGUCCUGUUUUACUUCAAGACUCGUUUUGUUCCAACAUUCCUCCAGGCCAAUGAUGGCAGAUAUGAUUCAGAGCAAAACGUGAUCGAACAAUGACUGAGACGCUGAAAGAAGGACCCAUGAAGAAGUUUGAUGCAGGCAAACUGCUGCAUUAGUGAUGUUGAAAUGAGGUAUACAUUAGUUUUUAAGAACUCAUUCAACAAGCUCCAUUUCUGUGCAGUAAUAUUGUAGCACUUUUUUAUUUUUUAUUUUGAUAGAACGUAAAGAUGAAUCAUAUCUCACUGAGGUCUGGAGGAAAUUUGGCAUUCAGCUCUCUCCCGGUGAAAAUGGUUUAAGCGAUGUUUGAUACAUCUCUUAAAUUCACACCAGUUGUUGGAAGGACGCUAUGGAUGUUUAUAGUCAAGUAGCUGAUGUAUGCGUAUAUGUGUCGUUUCUGGUUCUCUUUAAGGGGUGUAUAGAAUUCAGCAAGUUUUGGACUAUUUUUUUUUUUUUUUUUUUAAUCAUACAGACUCAUUAAAGUGUCUUAUCAUAGUGGCCUUGAAGAACUGACCUGGUUCAUCACUCACAUUCAUUAUAACUUUAAACCUUGCGACUGUGUUGUCUGAAGCAUGUUUAUGUUAAAGGACAAAAAGGGAAAACCAAAUAGUCCUUCAAAGCGAGCACUGAUCCCCAGACAUGCCACUCUGAUUUGCUAUGGCUGAAAUCAUCUUUUUGUAAUGACUAGCUUUGAUUACCAUUACGGGCAUUUAAGACUUGCUUCCUGGUCAGACGACCUGGACUAGUACUGUUUCUCUCACCUGGCUUUAUUUUGGGAACAAUAGCUGUGGUCUAACACACCUUUGGAGAACUGGGAUGUUAGUGGACAGAAUAGACGUUGCUAUUCUGAGACACAACUCAUUUCUUGUUUAUGUCUGUUUUGUUCGUUUCCACACUGGCAAGUGAUUUGGGCCUUACCUAAAACAAUAAGCUUAAGCAAAAAAAAUAAAUAAACUUAGUUUUGUUGGGGUUUUUUUUCUUCAUGGUUGGUCUAUUCCUGAUCUUGGCCUUCCAUGUAGUCCAGUGUUAAAGCUCUCUUUAUAAGGAAUGACUAGAAAUAAUAAUUAUUUUUUUUUUUUUUUUUUUUUUCCAGAACCACAGUGCAAUAUUUUAUUUUAUUUUCAUUUCUUGACAUCUGUGUAACCUUGUUUUAUUCACUGAUUAUGAACACUAAAGAGCUGACAAAUUUCUGAUCGGAAUGGUUUUGAACUUGUCUUCGUUCUUCCUUGGAGCUAAAUAAACCUUUUCCAAGCAUUAAAA